Molecule: messenger RNA, 615 nt
Organism: Pyricularia oryzae 70-15
Lineage: Eukaryota; Fungi; Ascomycota; Sordariomycetes; Magnaporthales; Pyriculariaceae
Exons: 5
Coding region: 1-615 (204 amino acids)
Source: RefSeq, a predicted model, not a curated record
AUGUGCGGUUUCUCCUCAAGAUUCCUCUCGCUUCGCAAGAUUGGCCAACAGCAUGCCAAGCUGGAGGAGGAGCUAGAGGCUGCGGAGGAGGCUCGUCGCCGGGCGGACGAGAAAGUUCGUUUGGCCGACGCGAAGGUCGAGCGCCUUCGCAAACAAAAGAAGAUGUGGUUUGAAAAAAUGAUGCGAGCUGUGUCUCGCGGAAUUGAUGACUUGGAGGAAUUGGAUCGGGUGGAGCGUGAGGAGGCGGAACAGGAGGAGCGUCGACGAUCAGCCGAAGUCCUGCCUGAAGUGUCCUUGGAGUCGCUUCUUCCGGAUUCCAAUUUUGUCUGGGAUUCGACUUUCCCGAUGGGUUCUCUGAAUCCUUCGUUGUUGGAUGAGAUGAAUGUUCUUGCGCAACAUUCCGUUGGUUCGUCUGGUGGUAUGGUUUCGAGUCCUGGUCGGUCCUUAACUUCUGGGAAUGUACUGGCGGAGCGGUUCCUGGCAAUCCUGGAGGUGGUUAAGGGGUUCCCAAGUGUUUUCCUCAUGCCCAUAGUUUUCCCAUUUAACAAGGUACUCUGUUUUGCCGUGGUUUCGUCUGUGGUCGAGUAUUCGUUCAACGUCGUCCAAGCUUCUUAA